Colletotrichum spaethianum is the source of this 720-nucleotide messenger RNA. Its product is annotated as tissue alpha-L-fucosidase. The transcript has a single exon. Gene Ontology annotation, biological process: fucose metabolic process; glycoside catabolic process. Bases 1 to 720 code for a protein of 239 amino acids. The record is from RefSeq and is a predicted model, not a curated record. Lineage: Eukaryota; Fungi; Ascomycota; Sordariomycetes; Glomerellales; Glomerellaceae. Gene Ontology annotation, molecular function: alpha-L-fucosidase activity. Gene Ontology annotation, cellular component: lysosome.
AUGUGGUGUGACUGCGGCGCCGCUAAUGGCACGGCAGGCUUCGCGGCAGAGUGGUGGAACAAGGCCCGUGCCGAGGGCCGACAGGUUGCCAUCAACUCACGCUGCGGCAUCUCUGAGGCGGCCGACUUCGACACUCCUGAGUACCAGACCUUCGCGUCUGCUCAGCAGCGCAAGUGGGAGAGUAACCGUGGCAUGGACCCAUACAGCUACGGAUACAACCGAGAGACGAAGCCUGAGGAGUACAUGAACGCUACCACAAUUGUAUACUCACUCGUUGACAUGGUGUCGAAGAACGGUAACUUCUUGCUGGACAUCGGGCCGAGGGCGGACGGGACUAUUGUGCAAGCUGAAAUGGACAACUUGCGUGAGGCCGGUAAGUGGAUCAAGAGCCAUGAAGAAGCAAUCUUCAACACGACAUAUUGGUUCGUGCAGAGUGAAAUUCCAGGUGGACCGGACGUGAGGUUUACGCAAACUGAUGAAGCGUUUUACACCGUGUUCUUGGAAAAGCCACUUGUCAUUGACGGCUGGGUUACUAUCCAAGCACCGGUUCCCGUUGUUAAGGGCGAUGUUAUCAGUCUUCUCAGCAUCGAAGGCGGCGAAGACCUCGAGUGGAAAUCAGUUGGGUUGGGGACUGAGCAUGGGUUGAAGAUUAAGGUGGACGAAGCAUUGAUUGAGGCGGAUCAGUUCGCUUGGGUCUUCAAGGUCCUCUACGCGGCUUGA